Messenger RNA from Mustela lutreola (European mink), 2573 nucleotides. RefSeq names its product leukocyte immunoglobulin-like receptor subfamily B member 3. The transcript has 13 exons. Gene Ontology annotation, molecular function: inhibitory MHC class I receptor activity. The record is from RefSeq and is a predicted model, not a curated record. Bases 85 to 1836 code for a protein of 583 amino acids. Gene Ontology annotation, biological process: cytokine-mediated signaling pathway. NCBI's taxonomy places the organism in Eukaryota, Metazoa, Chordata, Mammalia, Carnivora, Mustelidae.
GUACCCACACCGUGUGUGUCUGCCUGUCCUGCGGUCACAGUGGGCCCUCCUUCUGCACAGUCGGAACGAGAAAGAGGAGAUGCCAUGACCCCCACCCUCACAGCCCUGCUCUGUCUCGGGCUGAGUGUGGGCCCCAGGACCCGAGCACAGGCAGGGACCCGCCCCAAACCCACCAUCUGGGCUGAGCCGGGCUCUGUGAUGCCCUGGGGGACAUCUGUGACCAUCUGGUGUCAGGGGGGCCUGGAGGCCCAGGAGUACCGCCUGUAUAAAGAGGGAGAGUCAAGGGUCUGGGACAGACAGGAGCCACUGGAGUCCAGGGACAAGGCCAAGUUCUCCAUCACACACAUGACAGAUGUACAUGCAGGAAGAUAUCACUGUAACUAUUUCAGUCCCACUGGCUGGUCAGAGCCCAGUGACCCCCUGGAGCUGGUGGUGGUGACAGGAUUGCUGGACAAACCUCGGCUCUCAGCCCAGCCCAGCCCUGUUGUGACCUCAGGAGGGAAUGUGACCCUCCAGUGUGCCUCACAGAUGAGAUUCCACAGGUUCGUCCUGAUGAGGGAAGGAGAGCGCCAGCCCUCCUGGACCCUGGGCUCCCAGGCAGCCCCCCAUGGGGGGACCCAGGCCCUGUUCCCUGUGGGCCCCAUGACCCCUAGCCUCAGGUGGACGUUCAGAUGCUACGGCUAUUACAGCAACACCCCCCAGAUAUGGUCGGAUCCCAGUGACCCCCUGGAGCUGCUGGUCUCAGGUGUGUCGGGGAAGCCCUCCCUCCUGACCCAGCAGGACACUGUUGUGACCUAUGGACAGAGCCUGACUCUCCAGUGUCGCUCUGAUGUCGGCUACAACAGAUUCGCUCUGUCUAAGGAGGGGGCACCUGACCCUCCCCGGCAGCUUGGCCGGCAGACCCAGGCUGGACUCUCUGGGGCAGACUUCCCUCUGGGCCCUGUGAGAUCCUCCCAUGGGGGCCGGUACAUGUGCUAUGGUGGACACACUCUCUCCUCCGAGUGGUCGGCCCCCAGUGAACCCCUGGACAUCCUGCUCGCAGGACAGCUGCCCUACACACCCUCCCUCUCAGUGCAGCCGGGACCCACGGUGGCCCCAGGAGAGAAUGUGACCCUGCUGUGUCAGUCUCAGAGCUCUAUGGAUACUUUCCUUCUGUCCAAGGAGGGGGCAGCUGAUCCCCCGCUGCGUCUUAGAUCACAGUACAGAGCUGGGCAGCACCAGGCUGAAUUCUCCAUGAGUCCUGUGACCUCAGCCCACGGGGGAACCUACAGGUGCUAUGGCUCUGCCAGCACCUCCCCCUACCUCUUGUCCCAGCCCAGUGACCCCCUGGAGCUCCUGGUCUCAGGACCCUCUAUGGUCCCCAGCCCCCCAACCACAGGGCCAGGCUCAGCAGAUGGUCCCCACUGGUACCUGUACAUCCUCCUCACGGCCGCGGUGGCCUUCGUCCUGCUGCUCAGCCUUCUCGUCCUCCUCCUAGUUCUCCACCAGCGUCGGGUCAAAGGCAGGAAGCCGGGGGCUGCAGACCCGGAGCCCAAGGACAGAGGACUGCACGACAGCUCCAGCCCAGCCCCUGCCGCCCAGGAGGAGAGCCUCUACGCUUCCAUGCAAGACAUUCAGCCUGAGGAGGGGGUGGAGCUGGACCAUCAGCAGAACACACAAGAUGACCCCCAGGGAACAACGUAUGCUCAGGUUACUGCAUCUGACACUCCCCAGGAUGUGACCUACGCCCAGCUGAACUGCUUGACCCUCAGACAGGAGACAAGUGCAUCCCCUCCUUCCCAAUCAGGGAAGCCCCCAGCAGAGCCCAGCGUGUAUGCUGCUUUGGCCAUCCAGUAGCCCUGGAGGGACCCAGACCGCACACUGCAGGGAGGGAGGGACCACAGGGACCCUGGAAGGCACAGGAGCUGCCCAUAGUGGGUGUCACCUAAUGACGACCCCAGCCAGCCUGGACUCUUCACUUGGACCAGUAAGAACUCCUGGGACCUUCUGGGAGUCACUGAUUCUGCCAUCAAAGAUAGUAAUACCCCUACACUUUGGAAAUCAAAGCAACAGACUUCCCAAUUACCCAUGAAUGAAAUGAGAAAAUCCUAAUGGAAAUGAGAGAAUGUUUACACUAAAGGACAGUGUAAAUGUUACACAUCAAAUCUAUGAAAUUGGAAAAUAAGAACCAAGAACCACUCUAUUAGAACAGAAAAAGCCUAAAAUAAUUAAUGACAGAACCUAUUCUAUUGAGAAUUUGGAAAAAGAAUAGCAAGUUAUUCAAACAAAAGUAAAGACAAGAUCUGGCUAGAAAUGAGGACAAAUUUAAAAAUAGAGAAAAAUCAAUGAAGCUGAAAGUGUUCCUUUUUGUAAGCAAUGGUCACAUUUAUAAAUCCUAGCCACAAAACCAAGAAAAGAGAGAGAGAGGGAGGAGGUACACAUCACUAUUAUGAGGAUGGCAUCCCAUACUACAGACUUUAAAUUUAGAAUGGAACAUUAUUAACUUUUAUGCUGAUAUAUGAGACAAUGUAGAUGAAAUGGAUAAAAUUCUUAAAAUAGAAGCUAUUAAAUUGAUGAAAAGUAGUAACUAUGUA